UUUCAGCCGAUUACCACUCUUCUCCUCCUCCAACCGGCGGAGCUGCAGAAUGACACCUUGAAAGCGCAGCUGUCAAAAGUUUUGGGGAGGAAUUUCUGCGUCGAUCGCUUGGCUGCACCGAGAGGGAUGUCGAGGAAAUGACAGUUUAGGGAAAUGUGUCGAUGACGGCUGGAGACGGGGGGUAGAGAGAGAGUGGGACAGAGUGAGAAAGAGAGAGAGAGCGAUGUGAGCAGCCGGCGACGGCAGCGUCCCUCGUCGAAGCAGUUCGUGUGUUCGCCGCGCGUACGCGAAGCGAACUAGUAUUCAGUCUCCGUCGUGAGGGCGGGCGCGUCUGCCGCAGCUAAAAGGUCCCGUUUCGACCGACUGCUCUCAUUGCAGUCCAGUCUGCCGAGCAGAGCGGGCUGGAUCAGCAGCACAGCCUCCCUUCUCCAUUCAAGGAUUUACUUGUACUCCUUCAGCAGGGGACCAGCGGAACCGAAUCUUGCUCUCAGUGGACAAUGUUUCUCUUGCAGUACACAGGUAAAUUGCCUCAAGUUUUACCUUUAAUCUCUCUUUAUUUCCCCCUCUUUCACACCUUGAUAUCACUUCUUGUGCUGCCACGGACUUGUUUUGUAUGUGUAUCCAGCCUGACUUGGCGCGUUAUGAAGCAUGAUCUGAGGAGAUGAAAUAAACAUCAGCUUACAGAUGUUCGAGUUGUCGGGCGUUUACUUGCGAUAACGGCAGGGUCUGCGCUGUGUUCCCAGCUCCAGUACUGGGUGUGCAGUGCCAUGUCUAUAAGCAUAGUAAAUGUUUGAUUCCUGGAGAUGUUGACGGUCACGAAGACACGCCUUGUAGAAGGGAUGAAGUUUAUGAUAAUGGAUGAAAUCUAUGAUGAUGUAGUAAAGGAGCACGCGUCCACACGUCCUGCUCUGUCUCCUGUGUUCCGGCUCCGGAUCGGACAUUCUGUAUUCUUGCCAUGCUUUAUGAAGUGUUUCAUCUAUUUUUAAGUUCUUGUCUUCUUCCAUUUCCAGCAUUGUGAGGUAUAAAGGCGGUCUAUCUGGCAUUACGUGGUUGAAGCGGACCUUGUUUGUUUGUGAUGCGUUUAGGUGGCCAAGAUCAGGUCUUUGUUCAGUAGCAAAUGAUCAAAUGUAAGAUAUAUAUAUAUAUAUACAGUGGCUUUCUUUUAAGCAGUGAGCAUUAUAAUAACAUUUUUCCUGAAGCCUAAGCCACUGAAUGAUCAGUCAUGAAAUUAAGCUUAUCUCAUCCAUCAGAUAGAGUAAAGAAACAAAUAGUAUUUCCUUAAAGUCAACAGUGGCCUCUGCUGCCACAAUUCGGACCGGACUCCGAAUAUACAGUGAAAAGGAAUCCAGACCUCUGAAGUGCAGUGUGAAAACCAGUAAGAGGGAUCUGACAACUGCUCAAGGCCACCUAUUGGACUCAACGCUCUGCCCUUUGAUCCAUCGACGAAUAACGAACCUCUCCAUUUUAACGGCACCAGCGGGCCACUAGUGGCAGAGUGUCCUUCUCUUGAAAGUACAACCGAAAAUAGCAAGAAGAGGAAGCGAGCCAGCCUGCCAGCAGAGGCGAUCCAUAAUAUGGCCAUGGAUUCCAACUCGAUUACGAUGCCCAUGUCUGACCCAAACCAUUGGGCUGCUGCAAUGAACAACAUGGCAAUGCCUCCUAUUGGUAUGACAGGACAGCCGCUUCUACCAGAUUACGAUCCUAACCUCGGAAUGAUGGCCGGAAUCACUCCCAUCAACCCUAUGAUUCCUGGCCUCAGCAUGGUGCCUGCACCCCUGGAUGUGCCUGUUGUUAAGGAGAUCAUCCACUGCAAGACCUGCACCCUCUUCCCUCCGAACCCCAACCUGCCACCUCCAGCCACGAGAGACCGGCCACCAGGGUGUAAGACGGUUUUCGUAGGUGGCCUGCCAGAGAAUGCCAAUGAGCAGCUGAUCAUGGAAGUCUUUGGGCAGUGCGGCGACAUCACCGCCAUCCGCAAAAGCAAGAAAAACUUUUGUCAUAUUCGAUUUGCGGAGGAGUUCACUGUCGACAAAGCUCUUUUCCUGUCUGGUUAUCGUAUCCGAUUGGGCUCCAGCACAGACAAAAAGGACAGCGGUCGGCUCCAUGUGGAUUUUGCUCAGGCCAGAGAUGACCUCUACGAGUGGGAGUGUCGCCAGCGCAUGUUGGCGAGAGAGGAGCGCCACCGACGCAAGAUGGAGGAGGAUCGUUUUCGGCCCCCGUCACCUCCGCCAAUCGUCCACUACUCAGACCAUGAGUGCAGCCAACUGGGAGACAAAAUUAAAGAUGAUGCAAAGUUUGCUGAGGCGGUGCGAGUGCUGCUGACAUGGCUGGAGCGCGGGGAAGUCAAUCGCAGGAACGCCAACAACUUCUACUCCAUGAUCCAGUCGUCUAACAGCCACAUCCGCCGACUCAUGAGUGAGAAGAGUCAGCACGAGAAGGAGAUGGAAGAGGCCAAGGAGAAGUUUAAGAACGCUCUGGCUGGAAUACUGGCUCAAUUUGAGCAGAUUGUGUCUGUAUUCCAAGCUGCUUCCAAACAAAAGGCAUGGGACCAUUUCUCCAAAGCUCAGCGCAAGAACCUGGACGUGUGGCGCAAGCAAGCAGAGGAGAUCAGGAACAUGCACAAUGAGCAGCUGAUGGACAUCCGUCGGGAGGAGGAGAUGGAGAUGUCUGACGAUGAUAUGGAGGAUCCUUCUGACAGCAAGGACUCGGAGGACUCAGGUGUUUCCCAAGUAGAAGCCUUAAAAGAGGAGAACGACUCGUUGCGGUGCCAGUUGGACGCCUACAGGAACGAGGUGGAGCUGCUUAAGCAGGAACAAGGCAAGAACCAGCCAAUGAGGAGCGAAGAAGACAGCACACAUGCUCAGCAACUCAGCUUCCUACAGCAGGCUCUGCAAGGCAUGCAGAAGCAACUGCUGGGAAUGAGGGAAGAACUCAAACAGCGAGAAGCUGAGCUGGAGACCAGUUUUGAGGAGAAGCAGCAGUUGAUGAUUCAAGUGCAGAACCUAAAAGAGGGACUUCAGAACCUGCCAAGCACACAGUUGAUCCAGCUGGAGGUGCAGGAGGAUGACAGAGGAAGGGAGGAGGCCACAAAUCAAACAAGUGAAGCGACAGUGACGGCAGUGGUGUCCUGCAGUCCGGAGAAAGAAGGUCCAACAGAGAAGAUGCCGACGAGUCCCAUUCACUCGGAAAGAGAGGCACUCCUAGUUGGGAUUAUUUCAACAUUCCUGCACGUCCAUCCAUUUGGAGCCAGCAUCGAGUACAUCUGCUCCUACCUGCAGCGAUUGGACACAAAGAUCACCCCGACUGAGGUGGAGGCCCUGCUCUCUCGGCUGCCCUGCACCUUCAGGCAGGAGCUCACCGGCGUCGGCGCCAGUUUGGAGAAGCGCUGGAACUUCUGCGGUUUCCAGGGCAUCAAAAACACAUAGAAUCUCCUGGCUUUUUUUUUUUUUUUUUCUGGUUUGGGGGGGCAAACGGAGGACUUGGCUUUCAUGGUCUGUCAAGAUGGGGGUCAAAGUGGAAGCCUUAAAUAUGACAUCAAAACCCGAGCACUGAUCACAGACCUUCGAUGUUUCCUCGCAACUUCACACUUAAAGAGGAUGUGGGGAAUGAAGACGUUUCCACAGCAACACAGACAAGGUCCUUCACCUCUCAAAAGCCUCUGCGAAGUGUUUCUCAACGCAACGUCUCCUUGAGAGCCGUGCAAUAUUCCUCCAGUCACUGGAUCAGCGUGCGCACGGCGGCGCCACACGGGCAGGACGUGCUCCACCUGCAGAGGUCAUCAGGGUCAAACUGAACACUUCAAACCUGUAAAUCCCUUCGACCUCCAUCCCGUCUCUUUGGCUGUUUGUAACAUAGUCCACAAAUGGAUAUAUUUCUUCAUUUUCUGUAAAGGCAUAGAAACAACCGUUGUAAUACACUGUAAAUGCUUGGAUUGUAUUUUUGAUUA
This is a messenger RNA of Synchiropus splendidus (mandarinfish), 3946 nucleotides long. RefSeq names its product ecto-NOX disulfide-thiol exchanger 2 (gene enox2). The coding region runs from base 1575 to 3425 and encodes 616 amino acids. The transcript is spliced from 16 exons. NCBI's taxonomy places the organism in Eukaryota, Metazoa, Chordata, Actinopteri, Syngnathiformes, Callionymidae. Gene Ontology annotation, cellular component: plasma membrane; external side of plasma membrane. The record is from RefSeq and is a predicted model, not a curated record. Gene Ontology annotation, biological process: ultradian rhythm. Gene Ontology annotation, molecular function: protein-disulfide reductase activity; RNA binding.